Pseudophryne corroboree (corroboree frog) is the source of this 1383-nucleotide messenger RNA. RefSeq names its product malate dehydrogenase 2 (gene MDH2). Gene Ontology annotation, biological process: tricarboxylic acid cycle; malate metabolic process. Gene Ontology annotation, molecular function: L-malate dehydrogenase (NAD+) activity. NCBI's taxonomy places the organism in Eukaryota, Metazoa, Chordata, Amphibia, Anura, Myobatrachidae. Bases 101 to 1117 code for a protein of 338 amino acids. The transcript has 9 exons. Gene Ontology annotation, cellular component: cytoplasm; mitochondrion. The record is from RefSeq and is a predicted model, not a curated record.
AGAUAGCUCCGCCCCCUCUCUCUGUCUGCUCUCUGCCGCCGCUGCUGCUGGAGGUCGUUGGAGUCACUGGAAGCUGCUGGUCCCCCCGCCUGUCUCUGUCAUGUUCUCCCGAAUUGCCAGACCUGCCGCCCGUGGCCUCACCCGGGGUCUCUCCACCGGCACUCAGAACAAUGCCAGGGUGGCAGUGCUUGGAGCUUCUGGGGGGAUCGGACAGCCUCUCUCCCUCUUACUGAAGAACAGUCCUUUAAUCAGAAAGCUUACUCUUUAUGAUAUUGCCCACACACCGGGUGUAGCUGCAGAUUUGAGCCACAUUGAAACCAGAGCCCACGUGACAGGAUACAUUGGAGCAGAGCAACUACCAGAAUGCUUGAAAGAUGCUGAUGUAGUAGUCAUCCCAGCUGGUGUUCCUAGAAAACCUGGAAUGACCCGUGAUGAUCUGUUUAACACAAAUGCGUCCAUCGUUGCUACCCUGACUGAUGCUUGUGCAAAAACUUGUCCAGAAGCCAUGAUCUGCAUCAUUGCAAAUCCAGUGAACUCUACUAUCCCGAUCACAUCUGAAGUUUUUAAGAAACAUGGUGUUUACAAUCCCAACCGCAUAUUUGGUGUAACUACACUUGACAUUGUAAGAGCCAACACUUUUGUAGCAGAACUGAAGCAUCUUGAUCCAGCUCGUGUGAAUAUACCUGUGGUUGGUGGACAUGCUGGAAAAACAAUCAUACCACUGAUUUCUCAGAGUACCCCCAAGGUAGAGUUUCCCCAAGACCAGUUGGAAGCCCUCACCGGCCGCAUCCAGGAAGCAGGAACAGAAGUUGUCAAAGCCAAAGCAGGAUCAGGGUCUGCAACACUGUCCAUGGCCUAUGCAGGAGCACGCUUUGUCUUCUCUCUGCUGGAUGCUAUGAAUGGGAAGGAGGGUGUUAUUGAAUGUGCAUUUGUCAGGUCUGAAGAAACGGAGAGCCCAUACUUCUCUACUCCUCUGCUGCUUGGGAAAAAUGGCAUUGAGAAGAACCUGGGAUUGGGGAAGCUGUCUCCCUUUGAAGAGAAAUUAGUAGCUGAGGCUAUGGGUGAGCUGAAGGCCUCUAUUAAAAAGGGAGAGGACUUUGCAAAGAACUUUAAGUAAAUAUUGUAUGGGCAGUUGGCUUCCUUAAUUUAUUAAAGCAAGAUGACACCUUAGAGAUGGACCCUACAUAAUAUGCUGUUAAGAGGUCUUUAGUAUAAUGAAGCCGGCAGCCUCAUGGGCUCACCCUGUCAAUGCAGUAUGGACUUCCUCACAGCAUAUAUUAUGGGAACUUGAGACUGCCCUUGUAUUAAAUGCUUUUAACAGUGGAAAGAUCAAAUACUGUUGAAAUUUAAUUAAAAGAUUAAAAAUCAUAUUUUUCUUUGUAA